AUGAGCUUCUUCGGCUCGAUAAAGAGUCGCUUCUCCAAGAAGGGAUCUGAGAAGAGCGCGGCGGCAGAGGCAUCUUCAAGCUCACAACCAGCUCAGCCGCCACCUGCUUACACACCCUUUGAUACACCACCAGCGCCACCCAGGAAUGACACGGGCGUCGGCCUGCGCGCGCAGGACGUCACCAACGAUGACGACCCGUACGCCUUCCUCGCCCACUUUGACACCAUCUUCUUAAUCGACGACUCGGGCUCCAUGGCCGGCGCACGCUGGCGCGAGGUCCAGACCGUGCUGAACCAAAUCGUCCCCGUCUGCGCCGUGCACGACGAGGACGGCAUCGACAUUGAGUUUCUCAACUCGAGGACCAAAUUCCAAAACGUCAAGGACCCGGCCGCCGUCGACGACGUCUUCCGCAAGAUCUUCCCCACCGCCGCGACCCCCACGGGCCGCCGCGUCAGGGAGAUUCUGGACCCUUACCUGUGCGAAUUCGAGGCGGCGGUGCGCGGCGGCAAGAGGCCGUCCAAGACGGGUCUGAAGCCCAUCAACCUCAUCGUCAUCACAGAUGGCGAGCCCAACGACCGUGCCCCCAACCUUCUCCCCGUCGUGCUUGAAGACAUAGCCCAGCGGUUGGACAAGAUCCGCGCCCCGGCCCACCAGAUCGGCGUGCAGUUCUUCCAGGUCGGCCGCGACCGCACCGCCGCUAGGGCUCUGCGGGACCUCGACGAUAACCUGGGCGGAAAGGUCAAGGGUGGCAAGCUCCGCGACAUUGUCGACACGGCAACCUUUGACGUCGACGACGGUGAGACCUCGGUCUUGACGUACGAGGCUGUGCUUAAGGUUGUGUUGGGUGCCGUGGUACGCAAGGUGGACCAAAAACACAUUCCUGACCAGAGGCAGUGA
Messenger RNA from Pyricularia grisea, 897 nucleotides. RefSeq lists its product as uncharacterized. The transcript has a single exon. The record is from RefSeq and is a predicted model, not a curated record. Bases 1 to 897 code for a protein of 298 amino acids. Lineage: Eukaryota; Fungi; Ascomycota; Sordariomycetes; Magnaporthales; Pyriculariaceae.